Hydatigera taeniaeformis is the source of this 693-nucleotide messenger RNA. The record is from the annotation of a GenBank genome assembly. Lineage: Eukaryota; Metazoa; Platyhelminthes; Cestoda; Cyclophyllidea; Taeniidae.
AUGGCUACGGAGAAGAUUAUGUCGCUUGACUACUUCAAACCAAACAGUUCUAAUAGUCCCUUUCAGCCUAACUUUAUUCCAGCAUCUUCCAAUGUCGCCUACUACAGCGAAAUGACUGAAUUUUCAGCACCUAGAGUGACGGAGAAUGGGAUUUAUCCCAGCCCCGUAGCAUAUGACCAAUCUACUUAUACAAAGCAUCCAUCAAACGAAGAUUACACACCUGGUUGGAGUUGCGAGGCUGUUAGAUCGGGUUUUUACGAAGAGGGUCUUUCAACGCCAGCCAAGUUCUCAACUUAUCAAGAUGACUGGAAAGAAGUGAUUCCACGCGUUCAGGAAAAUCUAUACAGUCCGAAAUCCGCUGGUUCAAACGCUACCUUAAUAAUGCAUAUGGUAACUCCCUCUGAUUGUGAGGAUGAAGCAGAAGGAGAGGAGGAAGGCGGAUCUCUCAGUGGUGAGUCUUGCUCUGAGGAGCUCUCUGAACGCGGUCCUGUCACUGUCUAUGGCCACAGCACCUUUCCGCAGGCUUGCUGCACGCCUUGCACAACUACCUAUACUGGCUCAACAGCAGGAAGAGACUCACGAGGGGCGCAUCAGUACGCUUCGGAGACAGACUCACACCCAAAGGGUUCUUACGGAUUGUCAGUCAAGGCGAAUGGAGUAAGUUUUGCUUUCAGCCAUCAUUACAAAUUAUAA